CGCGUUUCGUCUUUCAUGUGUAUGUUGCAUUCAUCUGUUCUUUCUAGUUGUAAUAUUUUUACUUUAGUCACAGAAUAGCUUAAAGACGUAAACGCCGCCAAGCGUGUAUGGAGCACAGCGGCUAAGGACAGUUUGGCUUUGCUAAGAAAAAGGGGAAACGAUGUCUGGAAGUUUUUACUUUGUCAUGGUUGGUCAUCAUGACAAUCCAGUAUUUGAGAUGGAGUUCUUGCCAGCUGGGAAGCCUGAAUCAAAGGAUGACCAUCGUCACCUGAACCAGUUUAUUGCACACGCGGCCCUGGAUUUGGUGGAUGAAAACAUGUGGCUGUCCAACAAUAUGUACUUGAAAACUGUUGACAAGUUCAACGAGUGGUUUGUGUCUGCCUUUGUCACCGCAGGACAUAUAAGAUUCAUUAUGCUGCAUGAUGUGCGACAAGAAGAUGGAAUCAAAAACUUUUUUAAUGAUGUAUAUGACUUAUACAUUAAGUUUGCAAUGAAUCCAUUCUAUGAAAUCAAUGCACCAAUCCGGUCUACAGCCUUUGAGAGGAAAGUACAGUUUCUUGGAAAGAAGCAUCUCCUGAAUUAAUCACUUCACAUGGACAAGGAUUUGAAUGCAUCUUCUCUAUUUGUUGUGUAUAUAUACCAAACACACUUUAAUGUUUAUAUGUUUAUCUUUUCCUGUUUAACACAUGUAAAAUGUAUUCAACACAGAUUUUCUAUAAACCAU
This is a messenger RNA of Chelmon rostratus (copperband butterflyfish), 724 nucleotides long. It is a transcript of the gene trappc2, whose product is annotated as trafficking protein particle complex subunit 2. Gene Ontology annotation, cellular component: nucleus; TRAPP complex; cytoplasm. Gene Ontology annotation, biological process: endoplasmic reticulum to Golgi vesicle-mediated transport. The transcript has 5 exons. NCBI's taxonomy places the organism in Eukaryota, Metazoa, Chordata, Actinopteri, Chaetodontiformes, Chaetodontidae. The coding region runs from base 161 to 583 and encodes 140 amino acids. The record is from RefSeq and is a predicted model, not a curated record.